Messenger RNA from Cyprinodon variegatus (sheepshead minnow), 1464 nucleotides. RefSeq names its product chromosome unknown open reading frame, human C11orf96 (gene cunh11orf96). The transcript has a single exon. The coding region runs from base 320 to 694 and encodes 124 amino acids. NCBI's taxonomy places the organism in Eukaryota, Metazoa, Chordata, Actinopteri, Cyprinodontiformes, Cyprinodontidae. The record is from RefSeq and is a predicted model, not a curated record.
AGAACCGACACUGACAUAAAACGAGAGACAGCCAGCUCCAGAGCUGAAAGCAGCAGACGAGGGAAGAGCAGACACCUGCCAAGAACUGGUUUUCUUCUUCAAGACUGAUUGUCUCUGUCUGGCCUAUCCUUGGAGAUUUCUGGCCCAGGUUAUUUGUCUUGGUUUUCAGAUCCCCUCUGGCUUUCCUGCUCGUCAGAUAAAGAUAUUUUCUUCUCUUUGGACAAGGCUCCUGAAAGAGCAAAGGUCCCACCCGUGUAGGCAGGAAGAGCCAGACCUUCCUCUGACUGUUUUACCUUUUUAUCAGGCUCCUGUUUUCACCAUGGCUGCUGUGCGUCAGAUGCCAACAGAGACCUCUGGCUUCCACGUCCUCUCAGCCCACCUGAUGGCCGCUGCUACUGAGGAGUUCCCCCAGCAGCUCCCCGUACCCAAGAGCCCCGCAAAGGGCAAAAGUCGCUCCCGCCGACCUCGGGAGGCCCGCUUCAAAACCCAGCCUGUCACUUUUGCUGAGAUUGCAGAGGUAGAAGAAGAAGGCUCUUCUCCCAUGGAAGAAGAGAGGGCACGCCGCUCUUUCCUGCAGUCCUUGGAGAAUCUGCGGAGGAGCACACAGACCCUCUACAGCCCGGCAGCUACCAAUCGCACCCCUACGCCCACACAGGUCAGCCUGGACUCCAGUGACUCCGACUCCACCCACUGAGGUCCUCUGCGCCCCUGUCUUCUGUUUCUAAUAUUCCUUUAUGGGACUUCAGAUGGAGGUCAACUACACAGAACCAAACUGGCCUACCUACAGUCCUGCCUUUAAGUUUAAGCUACUGCUGCCAUGCAAAGUCUGCAUUUAGUUCACUAACAUGUCAGCACGCUGCUUGAGGAUGCACAUGGUACCUGUCUGUAAAGACCUGCACCACAGGCUGGUUUAACAGCUUUACAGAUGUCGUGCGUAGAGGUAGCAAAUAAUGCCGUGCUCGGCGUCGUGUCUUUAAACGAUUUCCUUUUCUACUGUAGUUGUUGAUAUAAACUAUGAAAGAUAUUUUUCCAUGUUGAAGCUGUUUCUGUCUAGACUUUUCUACCUGACCAAGGAUCACAGAUAGGAUGGUUCAAAGUGUUAAUGUUGUGACUGAAUGGUCUGUAAAUAUACUGACAAAGCAAAAUGUACUGCAGCUAAAAGUUACCUGACUGUGCCUGAAGCUUUAGAGGACCAAUAUGGAGCUUGUCUCUAGGAUUUUGUUUUCCUGCUUCACGGUCAGUGGAGUGGGGGUUGCUACUUCUGUUUCUGAGCAGAAAUUACCUUUUUUGGAAAUUGAUUUAUUUAUCUUUUUUUGUAGCAUAACCAAGUAAAACUCUAGUCUCCUGCCUCAAGUUCUCCUGUCUAUGACCUCUUUUCAUACAAAGGAUGACCUUUAUAUUUUGGGAUUCUAUUACUUUGUAUGUGUUUAUAUACAUAUUUGUUUAUGUACUACAAUAAAUAUU